AUGGAUAUAACCAUUCUUUAUCCAUCAAAAUCUACGCGAUUCAAAUAUUUAGGGCUUUUGGGAGCUAAUAUCAAAUCAGGAAACAAGUAUAUCAUAUCAGGGUUUGUUAAAUUUUCAGAUUCUGGUAAGAUGAUCGAAGCAACAGAUAUAGAUUAUUUUCUCUUAACAAAAUCAAAUACACGGUCAAUCAUCGAUGUCAUUGCUGAUGACAUUGAGUCACAAUCAACAAAAGAUGAUAAACCAGUUUAUUCUGGAGCGCAUAACAAUAACACAGCUUCUAAUUCAUAUGAGACGUUAAAAAAUAGGGCUACAGUUACAAUAGAAGAUGAACACAAAUCAUUUACUGAAGCAGAAAAUAAUCAUCAAGAAAAUCAAUCUGAUCAAGAUAAGGACAAAA
Racocetra fulgida is the source of this 397-nucleotide messenger RNA. The record is from the annotation of a GenBank genome assembly. Lineage: Eukaryota; Fungi; Glomeromycota; Glomeromycetes; Diversisporales; Gigasporaceae.